Python bivittatus (Burmese python) is the source of this 2483-nucleotide messenger RNA. NCBI's taxonomy places the organism in Eukaryota, Metazoa, Chordata, Lepidosauria, Squamata, Pythonidae. The record is from RefSeq and is a predicted model, not a curated record.
AUAUCACUGCUGGCUUAACCCAGAUUUUAUCUGGAGCUUCAUGGGACCUGUCUGUGCGCUAAUUGUGGUCAACCUAGUGUUUUUCUGUCUUAUUCUGAAGAAUUUGCAUGAAAAACUGGCCUCUCUCAAUUCAGAGAUAUCUUCAGUCAGAAAUACCAGGUCACUGAUAUUUAAGGCCAUAGCCCAUGUGUUCAUCCUGGGUGUGACUUGGUGUUUUGGCCUCUUUCAACAUGGCAUUUUGCAGGACGUUAUGGCAUACCUGUUCACCAUCACCAACAGCGUGCAAGGAAUCUUCAUCUUCCUGGUACACUGCUUACUCAACCAAAAGGUGAGAGAAGCUUACUGGCGUUGGAUUUGCUGUAUCAAAGACAUCAAACCUCCUGUUUCUGAAAUGACUGUGACCUCCAUCAGUAAUCCUUUGGCAAAUGCAUCAAGUGCUAAUGCAGUGGAUAACCAGAAGGUGGGAUGGGCAGAAGAACCCUAGCACAGUGUCUCUCCUUUGGACUCUUUGUUGAGUUUGAAGAAAACUGAAGAAAAUUGGAAUAUAUUCAGCCAUUUUUUAACUCUUUCUUUUCUUGUUGAUAUCUGGAGCCCCACUGGCUCCAGAAUAUAGUAAGGCACUUUUUUUUCAACCCACUCCCUGUUCUAACCCACUUAACCAGGAAUGUGGUGGUUAAAGAAAAUAUACAGGGGGCAGCUCCCCUGCUUGCCACUAGCUAGAAUAUGACUACUUGAACCUAUCCAGUGGGGAGCCAACCGUCUUUCCAAGCAAUUGGGUCAACUACUCUUAAUGAGAAGAAGGAAGUUUUCUCACAACAUUCCACUGGAAUUUGCCUUUCUGUAACUUAUAGAUGCAUGAUUCCUUUCUCCAUGCUCUGGGAAAAGAGAGAAGAGGUCUUCACCUCCUUCUUUGUGGAAUCCUUGCAGGGAUUUAAAGAGUCCUAGAAUAACCCUCCGUUUUCUCUUCUCACUGCUAAAAAGUCCCAGUUCCUUCCACCUCUCUUCUUAGGAUUUUGGUUCCUGACUCAUAAUCAUCCUCAUUGCCCUUCUGUGACCCUGCUCCAUUUAUUUUGAAUCAUUCCUGAAUGUGGUGCCCCAAACUGGACACAGCGUUUCAGGUGGGGUCUGACCAAAGCAGAAUAAAGUGGAAUGAUUACUUCCUGUGAUUUGAGAAUCAUGAUGCAAUUUAAAAUUGCAUUUGUCUCAUGCAGCAGCCAUUUCACACUGCAAAAUCACAUUGAUCUUUUUCAUAAGUAUCAUUACCAAGCCACUCUCCUCCAUCCUAUUCUGCCCAUUUGAUCAUUCAAAUGCAUCUUGAUUAUUCUCUUUUUAAACAUGCGAAUAAAUGCGUUCAGUACAAAAAAGUGAAGACAACAUUUCAUACAAUCAAAGUCUUAAUUGUUGAUUGAAACCCUAUUGAAUAUAUUUUCCAAAGGGGAAGUCCACAAGUAUCUUCUUAGCUUCAUAUGAGUCAUGUUAAACAUUCCUCAGUAAAUCUCACUGGAAAUAUUUAUAGUACAGAAUUUCUUUCCUGUGUAAUCUAUCAUGUUUUCAUGAACUAACCUUGAAUAACAUCCAUAGGUAUCACUACAUUUUGCUAAAAUUGCACUGCAAAAGUUAUCUUUUUUCUAGAUUGUAUCAGUGGAGUUGUAAGUAAGUUAAUACAUGUUGCAUUACUUAAAAUGCAUUAUAAAUUACUUUUUACUUUUAAUUUUCAUAGGAAGUUUUUGAUAAAAUUGGUACUAUCAUCCAAUAAUUUUUCACAAUGAAUCCCGUUUAUUUCCAUAUUUCCUAAGGCAUAUAAGUUGAUGCAUCAUUAUAAACUGAUUCAACUCCAUUUGUUAACUGCCAAAUCCAUUACCUGGCAUUGAAUUUAAGCUAAUUAGUAGAAUAUAAAAGUAUGGGAAAUUGCUUUGACUAAAAAAUUAACAACAAAGAGCUUUGAUUACUCUAUAAUGAAGGAUGAAUUUAGAUCUUUUUCAUAUAUCAUCUAUAUUAUCAGUAUUUUUCUUAAUAGAUUGUCUUCUUGUGUAUUAAUAUCAUUGUGUAUAGAAUAUUGAAUAAAAUGGUUUUACUUCUCAGCUAGAUAAAUAGAUAAAUUAUGUUCUGCAAAUCAUUCAAAGAGGUACUUCACUUGUGAAAACAGUGUAAACACAGUGUCAUUCCUUGAACCAUCAAGAUGACUACAUUUUCCUCAAGAUUUGACUCCUUCCCAUGUUAUUGGUAUGCACAGAACACUCUUAUGCCAUGAUUUUCUUGGUUUUUGCAAGGAGCAUUACAUUGCUUAAGGCAUUGUCAAAAAUGAAGUGCCUCUUUGUGUGAUUUGUACUCUCCAUAAGUAAAAUUUAAAAAUUUUGCUCUGGGUUUUGUCCUUGAUUUUCUUUUUUUAACUAAUUGUUUUAAUAUUUGUUUUGCUCUAUAGUAAGAAUAAAUAUGUAAAAUGUAUUAAGUAGUUGAACUUAAUUAAUACUUUCACUGGCUGA